AUGGCAGACGACGAAAACGCAAUAGUCAUCGGCAUUGACUUCGGCACGACUUGGGCAUUCUCUGGUCAACCCAACGACAUCGAGGUCAUCACCAGAUGGGAAACGGAGCUCAACUUUGCCUCGGACACCGAGAAGACGCCAACCACCGUUCUUUAUGAAGGCACCCAAGGCGCCAUCUCUUGGGGCCAUGGAGUCUCAGUUGAAAAGAGCCCGGAUGCAAUGAAGUGGUUCAAGCUUCUCCUGAUUGAUGAUGCCGACCUUCCCGAGAAACUCCAGACUUCUUCGCAACUUGCUACAGCUAGAAAGCUAGUGAGAGAAGCGAACAAAGUCCCUGUUGAGGUGAUCAGCAGUUAUCUUCGACUUCUGUGGAAUCAUACCAUUGAGUGCAUUGGUAUCUCUGCGGGAAAUGACCUCAUCAAGAUGUGCAAGUUCCACGUUGUCAUCACCUUGCCCGCUAUCUGGCCAGACUAUGCGAAGGCUCGAAUGAAGCGAGCAGCCGAAAAUGCCGGUCUUCUCAAUAAACGCCUUGCUGGAGCGACCACAUUGUCCUUCAUUUCGGAGCCCGAGGCCGCAGCUCUGGCUACUUUGAAGGAUCUCGCAGGACGACCAAACAUCAAGGUGGGCGACUACUUCGUUGUUUGCGACGCUGGAGGAGGCACCGUCGAUCUCAUCAGUUACGAGAUCCUCAAGCUGAAGCCGAUGGUCGUUCGAGAAGCCAUCAAGGGAGAUGGCGACCUGUGUGGCGGCGUCUUUCUUGAUGAGGCAUUUGUUGAACUCCUCAAGAACAAGGUCACCCCUCAAGCUUGGAGCAGUAUCCCUAAGGAUGAUGCCGCGAGCAUCCUCAAUGGAGACUGGGAACACGGAAUAAAGCAGCAAUUCGACGGUCAAGUUCGCGACUGGCACAUUAAGCUGCCUCCCGAGUGCAUAGCCAAAGGAACACCUAAUCGCGGCAUCAAGCGGAAGAGAAACCUGAUUCUCAACUUGCAAGACCUCACCCCUGUGUUUGACCCGAUUGUCACCAAGAUUGCAGCACUCGUGCAAAAGCAGAUCGAUGGUGUUCGCUCCAAGUCGGGCAAGCUCCCUACGAACGUCAUUCUAGUCGGAGGAUUUGGCAGAUGCCGCUACCUCCGUACUCAUCUUCAACGCACCAUUGACAAGAACAUUGCGCUUCUUCAGUCUUCGGGUACCAAGCCCUGGACCGCCAUCUGUCGUGGUGCAGUAAUCCAAGGUCUGGACCAUUUAAACCUGUCUUCUGGACUUUCAAUCAGCGUCAAGUCUAGAAUCGCCCGAGCUAGCUAUGGAAUCAAGUAUAGGACGACCUUCGAUCCCAAGAUUCACAGCAAGAAGUCCAAGAUCUGGUGCAAAGAAGAGCAGAAAUGGAAAGCAGGUCACCAGAUGGAGUGGUUUCUCGAACAGGAGAUUUCAGUCACCUUAUUUAUCAGCACUGCUUGGCCUCCUCCAAAAGAGAUGAACAGCCAUGUCAAGCAGCUGUGCGACAUCACUUUCAGCAAGAAACUCGACUUCGAGAAUCUGCCACAUUGGACCAAUCCGUUGGGAAAGGUGUUCUACGAACUGAAAUACCAUGUCGACAUGAGCUGCGCCGGUGCGAGCAUUGACUUUACCGUCAUUCAUAACGGCCAGAGCGUGGGAGCCAAGAACGUUUCGGUGACCUUUGAGUCUGAGGAAGGCGACAUUAAAGCGGGAUCUAGCACCGCCUGA
Molecule: messenger RNA, 1719 nt
Organism: Colletotrichum lupini
Lineage: Eukaryota; Fungi; Ascomycota; Sordariomycetes; Glomerellales; Glomerellaceae
Exons: 6
Coding region: 1-1719 (572 amino acids)
Molecular function (GO): ATP-dependent protein folding chaperone; ATP binding
Source: RefSeq, a predicted model, not a curated record